Molecule: messenger RNA, 1728 nt
Organism: Staurois parvus
Lineage: Eukaryota; Metazoa; Chordata; Amphibia; Anura; Ranidae
Source: the annotation of a GenBank genome assembly
AUGAUGACACCCCAAGUAAUCACUCCUCAACAAAUGCAACAAAUUCUCCAGCAGCAAGUGCUAACGCCCCAACAGCUACAAGUCUUACUUCAGCAACAACAAGCCCUCAUGCUCCAGCAGCAGCUUCAGGAGUUUUACAAGAAACAACAGGAACAGCUGCAGCUUCAGCUCUUACAACAACAACAUGCAGGAAAACAGCCAAAAGAGCAGCAGCAGCAAGUGGCUACGCAGCAGUUGGCUUUUCAGCAACAGCUUCUACAAAUGCAGCAGCUGCAGCAGCAGCACCUUCUGACACUGCAGCGUCAAGGUCUCCUUUCAAUCCAGCCGGGGCAGCCCGCCCUUCCACUGCAACCUCUCGCCCAAGGCAUGAUUCCAGCGGAGCUGCAGCAGCUCUGGAAAGAAGUAACGGGCUCGCACACGGCGGACGAUGCUGGCUGUAAUAACCAUAGCACUUUGGACCUGUCCACGACAUGCGUCUCUUCGGUGGUAGCCCCCAAGACCUCCUUGCUCCUCAACCAUCAGGCAUCAACCAAUGGCCAGGCCUCAGUUCUCACUCCAAAAAGAGAGAGCUCCCACGAGGACUACAUGCAGAAUCACCCCUUAUAUGGGCACGGUGUAUGCAAGUGGCCAGGCUGCGAGGCUGUGUGUGAAGAUUUCCCAUCAUUCCUUAAACAUCUCAACAGUGAGCAUGCAUUGGAUGACAGGAGCACGGCUCAAUGUCGAGUUCAAAUGCAAGUUGUACAGCAAUUAGAGUUACAGCUUUCCAAAGACAAAGAUCGCCUCCAAGCCAUGAUGACGCAUUUACAUGUGAAGUCAACAGAACCCAAAGCAAGCCCUCAACCUCUGAACCUGGUAUCCAGUGCCACCCUAUCAAAGACUGCAUCAGAACCAUCCCCUCAAAGUUUACCUCAUACUCCCACCACCCCAACCACACCACUCACUCCUCUAAACCAGGGACCUUCUGUUAUUACAACCACCAGCAUCCACAAUGUGGGACCCAUGCGGAGGCGGUACUCUGACAAAUAUAAUGUCCCCAUCUCUUCUGACAUUGCACAGAACCAAGAGUUUUACAAAAAUGCAGAAGUUAGGCCACCUUUUACAUACGCAUCCUUAAUUAGGCAGGCAAUUCUUGAAUCCCCUGAAAAGCAACUAACACUAAAUGAAAUCUACAAUUGGUUCACGAGAAUGUUUGCCUACUUUCGGCGCAAUGCAGCAACGUGGAAGAAUGCAGUGCGCCAUAAUCUUAGUCUACACAAGUGUUUUGUGCGAGUAGAAAACGUAAAAGGGGCAGUAUGGACAGUGGAUGAAAUAGAAUUCCAAAAAAGGAGGCCACAAAAGAUCAGUGGUAGUCCUUCGCUUAUCAAAAACAUUCAGACAAGUCACGCCUACUGCACACCUCUUAAUGCUGCUUUGCAGGCUUCAAUGGCUGAGAACAGUAUACCUCUAUACACUACGGCUUCCAUGGGAAACCCAGCUCUGACCAGUUUAGCCAGUGCCAUGCGGGAAGAACUGAAUGGUGUAAUUGAGCAUGGCAACAGCAAUGGCAGUGACAGCAGCCCGGGACGUUCCCCUAUGCAAGCAAUGCACCACGUACAUGUUAAAGAAGAACCACUGGAUCCCGACGAGAAUGAAGGGCCACUAUCGCUAGUAACAACAGCUAACCACAGUCCUGACUUUGACCCUGACAGAGAUUAUGAAGAUGAACCAGUAAAUGAGGACAUGGAGUAA